AUGACCAUCCAAAGUGCUGAAAAUAUUCGAGAUGAAGGAAAUGCGGCAGUCAGAGAUCAGGAUUAUGUUAAAGCUGAUGAGUUGUGAGUUCUUAUUUGUUUUGGAGAAAAAUUCUGUAUUCAAAAAAUCUUUUUAGAUACACAGAAGCGCUUCAAAUGACAACGGAAGACGAGAAAGAAUUGAGACAGGUUUUAUAUAGAAAUCGAGCGUUGGCUCGGUUGAAACGGGAUGAUUUUGAAGGAGCACAGGCUGAUUCUACUAAAGGUAUACUUUAAAAUAUAUACCAAGCCGGAGUGGGAGCAGUUUGAAGCCUAAUUUUAUUUUUUUAUAUUAAUCAGCAAGAUUUGCAGCUCUUGAAAUCGAUGGAGCUGAUGUUAAAGCAUUGUUUCGUCGAGCUUUGGCUCGAGAGCAACUCGGACUUGUUGGACCUGCUUUUAAUGAUGCGAAAGAAGCUUUGAGAUUAUCACCGAAAGACAAGUUUGUUUUUUGUUAUUUUGGGAUAAUUUCAAAUUUUGAAACUGAGGGGUUUUUAGAAUUUUCAGAAAAAAAAUUUUCUGAAGAAAAAUUCUCCAAGAGCUUCUCGAAAACUCUGAAAUUCCCAAGAUAUAAAUUUUUGCCACAUCAUAACUUUUUUUAAUUCACAAAAUUGAAUAUUUCAGAGCCAUCGUUGAAGCUCUCCAAAGAUUAGUCAAAGCUAACAAUGAUCGAAUCAAAGAAGCAACAUCAAUGACAAAUAAAGUAGAUGAAAUGCAAAAAUUGGCAUUCAAAGGAGAAUCGAAAAGCACUGAACAAAAAUUGACAGCUUUGAAUAAUUUAUUGGUUUUGUCAAGAGAAUCUGAAACUGGAGCAACUGGAGUUUGGAAUAAUGUGAGUUGAGGUUUUUUCAAUCAACACAAAAAGAAAAAGACAUUUUAGGGGUCAAUUGUGACAUUUGUAUUCAGUUUGAUAAAUGAUAGUGCUGAAAAUGAGGAAGUUGUUGUAACUGCGACACGAGUUCUCGAUGAAACGCUGAAAAAUAAUGCAAGAGCUCUGAAAUUCUUGGCAAUGCAUGAUGAAGAUGGAGCAAGAUCGGUUAGAAUUGUUUGUCGAUUGAUGUGUAGAAGAAAUCAGAAGGUAACAUUUUUCCGGGGAAAAAAUAUUCCAAUUCUUUUUUUCUUACAGGAAUUUGUUGAUGCUGCUGGUUUAAUUGUUCAACGAGUCUUCAAUGCGAUGGCAAAAAUGGAUAGACAAAAAGAAAUGAAACCAGAUCCAGAAGUUGCGGAAGCCAAUAAACUUUGGAUUAUUCGCGUACUUUUGGAGAUGCAGGAAAUGCUUCAAGAUUCGUCUGUUGGAUUUUUGGUGAGUAUUCGAAGUUUUGGGCUCUUGAAGCCAUAGAAUGCCACGUGGAAUUUAUAAUUGAAUUUCAAAUUUUGCUUCAAAAAAUGAACGUGGAAUGUUUUUAAUUCAUAAUUUUCAAUUUCGAAAAAAAAUAUUUGUUUAGCAACGUGAAACUGUCAUUGAUCUUCUUCUCAAAAACUUGAUGCACAUGGAUGGCGGAAUUCCACGUGGAUGGUCGUGGCGAUUUGUCGAAGAUCGUGGAUUAUUGAUUCUUCUCGAUGUGGCCAGUCAAAUCCCAGAACAAUGUGAAUAUCCAGUCUCACCUGAAACACGUCAACAUGUUGCGAUUUGUUUGCAAAGAUUAGAUGAGGAUAUGGUUUUUGAUACAAAACGGACAAUUUACAAAGAGAGAGUUGAUUAUUAUUUUAAGUGAGUUAUCAGGUUUUUAUUUUGUUUACAAUGAAAAUAAUUAUAAUUUUGCAGUACAUUGAUGGCAAAUGCAUCAGAUGAUGAAAAUGGUCAUAAAUAUCGAAUCAGAUUAGCUUGUUUAUUAAUUACAAUGCUUCAAGGACCAGUUGAUAUUGGUUUAAAUCUUGUUACAAAUGAUCAAGUAACAGCAGUUAUGCUUCAAAUGGCGUCAUCGGAAAAUCUUUUAAUGCAAAGUGUUGCGGCUGAAUUAAUUGUUGCAACUGUAAGUAAACACGAAAGAGCAACAACAAUGCUCAAAGUUGGUAUUCCAAUUCUUCGCGCACUUUAUGAAUCACCUGAUCCAAAUGUAAAAGUUCGUGCACUGGUUGGAUUAUGUAAAAUUGGAGCAGCUGGUGGAGAUGAUAUUUCGAAGGCGACGAUGCGAGAAGAAGCUGUUUUGAAUUUGGCGAGAACUUGCAAAAAAUUCUUGCUUGAUACGAACAAAUAUUCUGUCGAUAUUCGAAGGUUUGUAAAGUUGGAACUUCUUUGGAGCCUACAGUAGGGGAGGAAAACUUGGCUUUCAGGAAAAUGUUCUGAAGUACUUCCGGGUGGAAAAUUUGACCUAAACUCAUGUUUAUUUAAUUUUUGUAAAAUUUUCGCGCUAUUUUUGGAUGAAAGCAAAUAUUCUAUGGAUUUUUGUUCCAAAACCCAUUUUUGGAUUUUGUGUCUUUUUUAUCAAAAGAUUUUUGCCCUUAAUUUCCAUCUCAUUUUUUGCAGAUAUGCUUGUGAAGGUUUAUCUUAUUUAUCAUUGGAUGCUGAUGUCAAAGAAUGGAUUGUAGAUGAUUCGCUUCUUUUACAAGCUCUCGUUUUAUUAGCCAAAAAAGCUGGUGCACUUUGUGUUUAUACAUUGGCAACAAUCUAUGUCAAUUUAUCAAAUGCUUAUGAAAAACCAAAAGUCGAUGAGGAAAUGGUGAAAUUGGCACAAUUCGCAAAACAUCAUGUUCCUGAAACACAUCCAAAAGAUAUGGAUGAAUUUGUUGAGAAACGAAUUCGUGCUUUGGUUGAAGAAGGAGCUGUUCCAGCUUGUGUUGCUGUUAGUAAAACAGAAAGUAAAAAUGCGUUAGAAUUGAUUGCGAGAGCGAUUUUGGCAUUUGCGAAUAAUGAAGAUUUGAGAGGACGAAUUAUUAGCGAAGGUGGAACUGUUUUGUGUUUGAGACUUGUUAAAGAGGCGACACCUGAAGGAAAAAUUUAUGUGAGGAAUUUUGAAAUCAUUUUGUUUUUGGGAAACAAUAGGGGCAUUUUCAUAUGAAAAUCUAAUUUUUAGUUUCUUCUCACAUGCACAAACUUUGGAAAAUUAUUGAAAAAUCUGCUUUUCAUAGAAAUUCCAAAACAUCAAUGAUUAUAAAUCAUCAGACACCCAUUUCAGAAACCUAUUCCUUAUUUGCCCUCAUUUUAUUAACAAAAAAAUCCAUAUUUAUUUUCCAGGCUGCUCAUGCUAUUGCUAGAAUUGGAACAAAAGCUGAUCCAACAAUUUCAUUCCCAGGUCAAAGAUCCUAUGAAGUUGUUAAACCACUUUGUGAUUUAUUACAUCCAGAAGUUGAUGGAAAAGCAAAUUAUGACGCAUUGUUAACGCUAACUAAUUUGGUAAGACAAAUUUUAAAAGUUUCUCCUCAAAAAUAAGUGUUCCAUUUUUAGGCAAGUGUUAGUGAUUCAAUUCGAGCAAAAAUCAUCAAAGAGAAAGCGAUUCCGAAAAUUGAGGAGUUUUGGUAAACACUGUCCAAACUAUUUUUUUUCAAAUAAAAUCUGAUUCCAGGUUUAUGACAGAUCAUGAACAUUUACGCGCUGCUGCAUCCGAAUUAUUGUUGAAUUUAUUGUUUUUGGAUAAAUUUUAUGAUGAAACAGUUGAAAAAGGAACUGAUCGAUUGAAAUUAUGGGUAUUAUAUUCAGCUGAAGCAGAAGAUGAACGAUUAUCGAGAGCUGCUUCAGCGGCUUUUGCUAUUUUAUCGCAAGAUGAAAGUGGGUUUUGAGAUAGUUUUAUGGGUAGAAAUGUGGAAAAAAUAUUGAGAUUAAUUUAAUUUGAUUUUUGAUACGAAGUUCCUAGAAAGUUCAAAAUUAUUUUUGAUUCGAGGUAACAUUUUAGCCACAAUAAAAUCUGAAAAAUUGUGAUUUAUUUUCAAAUUUGGAGCUUCUUCCAAAAUUAUCAGAUUUCUAUUUCAAAAAUAAUUUUCUACCAAAAUUAAAAUGCCUUUAUCUCGAGUUUCUAAAGUUCAAAAAAUUGGCUCAAAAUUGUUUUUCCAAAAAAAGUCACAUGUGAAAUUUGAUAAUCGAGAACCUAUAUUUUCAAAGUUUAUCGGAAGCAUUUGAUUCAAAACCUUCAUGAUAGAAAAAUUUAUCCAUUUAAAAUAUUAGUUUUGAGACCAAAAAAAAAUUGCAAAAAAAGUUUUCUCAAAAAAAAUAUCCGAAUUUCAGCCGCUUGCGUUCGGAUACUCGACGAAAUCAAAUCAUGGCCUGAAGUUUUCAAAGAUAUCGCAAUGCACGAAGAUCCAGAAACACAGAAAAGAGGUUUGAUGGGAAUUGCGAAUGUUAUGCAUAGCAGCGAAAAACUAUGCUCCGAAAUUGUUGCUGUAAGUUUUUUCUCUUCAAAUAUUUUUCAAAAAAUAAAUCUCGUUUUUUAGUCCGAAGUUUUCCGAGUUUUGGUGGCUGUUACCAAAUUGGGAGCUAUAAAUCAGGAUCGAACUGGAGCUACUGAACAAGCUAAAAGAGGACUCGAAGCUGCGGAAAAAUUCGGUUUGAUUAGAGCAACCGAAAGAGAAAUGUAUGAACGUGCUACAAAUUUGAAUACAAUUGCUGAAUAG
Molecule: messenger RNA, 4580 nt
Organism: Caenorhabditis angaria
Lineage: Eukaryota; Metazoa; Nematoda; Chromadorea; Rhabditida; Rhabditidae
Source: the annotation of a GenBank genome assembly